CGCGAGCGCGCUACGCGCGCGUGUUCACGCCGCGCACGCCUUGAUACGAACGCCACCGUUGCCGCCGCGCGUACGUGAGCGCGCUUCGUUGCACCGCCCGCGCGAAGACGCGCGCGAAACGCGCGUCGCGAUGGCGGGGCAAUCUCGGAAUAAGGUUAUCAUGCCUCGAAAGAUGAAAGCGCUCGUGAAGAAAGCCGACGGCGGAUGCGCGAAGUCCGCGCUUGAUCUAUUUCACAUGAUAAGGGACUUUGACGAAAGUCGCGUGUGGCUCCAGAAGGCCGCCGCGCUCGGGGACGCCUGGGCGCAGUUCAGAGAGGGACAGUUCAUUCAGUCUUUCGCUACCCAAGACAAAGGCUUGUCGUUUCUCGAGCGAGAGAAGGAGUAUCAAGACGCCAUCGUGUUGUUGAGGAAAUCGGCCGACCAGGGACACGGCCAGGCGUAUAACAUACUCGCGCAUGCGUAUUAUAGAGGGUACGGCGUGGAGCAGGACAAGGAGAAGUCGCACGAGUACGACCUCGAAGGCAGCAAACGAGGGUACUACUUCAGCUCGCAUAGCGUGGCGAACAAUUAUCUGCAAGGCGCGAUCGGCAAAGACAAGGGAGACAAGGGGAGGGACGUCAUCGUGGCCGAGCGUUUCUAUCGCCUGGCGAUCCAGCAGGGCGGCGCAGAAGCCCGGGAAUCCAAAGACUAUUUGAAAAAUAAUGUCGUGGGGCCGCGCAGGGAAAUCUUAGGCUUGCUCGAGGAGCAGUGCGGGUUUCGAAUGAAGCCGGACGCGAAGAAACGGUUCGUCUCCGGACCGCUUCCCGGGCCCGACGCCGGCCGUCAAUUCGACCCGGACUGCCGGAUGUAUCGCGAAUUCUUCAGGGCGCACUCGCAAUUCAGCCACAUCGCGCUCUGCUUCUUGCACGGGAGUUGCGGUUUCGACGUCAACUGGCGCCUCGCUCGCGAGAUGUUCAAAGCUUCCAUCUCGAACACGUGCCCGUGUUGCGUCGACGACAGAGACCGACCGGCGGAACGUCUCCUCCGCGCGUUGCGCUCGUGCGCGUGGUGCGGGAAAGAAGACGCGAUGAAGACGUGUACGCUGUGUCACGGCCCGCGGUAUUGCGGCCGACGGUGCCAGCAGUACGCGUGGAACCGGCGGCCGCACCGACUGGCGGAUCAAUCUUCCCCCCAAUCCACUUUUCAUUGUUGGGCCGCAUCGUUGUGGCCGCACAAGACGUGGUGUCCGAAAACGACGACGCCGGUCCCGGCGCGGGAUGUCUUCGAAGGCUUCGUUAAACACGGACCCGACGACGACGACGACGACGACGACGACGACGACGAGUGA
Molecule: messenger RNA, 1327 nt
Organism: Micromonas pusilla CCMP1545
Lineage: Eukaryota; Viridiplantae; Chlorophyta; Mamiellophyceae; Mamiellales; Mamiellaceae
Exons: 1
Coding region: 131-1327 (398 amino acids)
Molecular function (GO): protein binding
Source: RefSeq, a predicted model, not a curated record